GUUGAGUCUCAAGCACACAGAGCAUCAGUGGACGCAAGCCGUACCACUCAACAACUCGAAGAGACCGUAGAUGAGUUUCAGAAGCAGAAGCUCAAAGAUAUCCAGAAAAUCUUCUUAGAUUUCAUCAGCAUCGAGAUGGUUUUCCAUGCAAAAGCGCUGGAGGUUUAUUCCCAAGCAUUCCAAACUGUGGAAAGCUACGAUCCAGAGAAAGAUCUCGAGGACUUCAGAGCAAAAAUACAAGUGGCUUCUGGGAGGGUCUCCGACUCCAGUCCAGCCACCACCACCAACCCAAUCUCCAGCCUUCCGUGGUCCCCAGGAGCACAGAGCGUCCCUAGCACACUGCAGAAACUGACAUUUCUGGAGACGGAGGAAGGAUCUGAAGGAGACCAGACCCAAGAUUUCAGCACCGUCCAGCACCCCGAGAUCUGGCAGGUUGCCAGCAGGAACCCCUGACUCAUUUCUCCAUUCAUGAAUUUAGACUUUUUUGUUCCUCAGCUCAACUUUCUCUGCCCCUUUGGGUUUUCCUCCAGGCCAGUCUCAUCUCUCUGUCCUGCACUGACGUCAAAAUAAAACCUUUGUUU
Messenger RNA from Python bivittatus (Burmese python), 581 nucleotides. NCBI's taxonomy places the organism in Eukaryota, Metazoa, Chordata, Lepidosauria, Squamata, Pythonidae. The record is from RefSeq and is a predicted model, not a curated record.